Messenger RNA from Meloidogyne enterolobii, 552 nucleotides. The record is from the annotation of a GenBank genome assembly. NCBI's taxonomy places the organism in Eukaryota, Metazoa, Nematoda, Chromadorea, Rhabditida, Meloidogynidae.
UGUAUGGAGCCUAUGGCAACAAUUGAAAAGUCAAUUUCAAAUAUGUACAGAAAUUAUGAGAAAGUCUGUGAAAAAUUAGAUAAAUCUGCCCAUUGUUCUCAAAAAUGUUCUCUCCAAGACCAAUCAGCAUUCUUCCAAUACACAACUUUUUAUCGAAUACAUUGUAUUGACUUUGAGGAGGAACUUGAAUCUGUACUUCCUUGCCUUCGUGAAGCUGCUUAUAAGGCUGAUAUUGCAAAGAAUAACAGUUUUUUCUUAAAAGUUUGUCGAGAAAAAUGUGUGGCCAAGCAACCAGCAGAAAAACAAAUGAAUAAAGAAGAACGCCAAAAGCAGCUUUGCAAAAAUGUUGAAUGUGCCACAAUUUGUUAUGUAAAUCAAUUAAGUAAUUCAUGCCCAUCUGCUAAACAAACUUUAAUUAAAUUAAAUGUUCGUAUUGCAAAUGAAAUGCGUAGACUUACAAAAGAUGAGGAUUUUGAGAAGCUUUCAAGUCAAUGUCAAAGAGUUCAUUUAGGGGAAUAUUUACAAAAAAGAUUAAUUGAAUCAACAAAAUAA